CUAAGAGAAUUCACAGAAAUAACUUCCAGAAAUGGACCUGAUAAGAUCAUUCCUGGUCCUCAGACCACCUUUCUCCUCUGGGCCCGACUUCCCGGCUGGUGUCCUGGGCAGCCCGCCUCUCCCACCCGCCUUCACACGUCAUUGCCAAAGCCAAGGGCCUGGCCGUCCUGUCUGUGAUGAGAGCUGGGUUUCUGGUCACCGCACGAGGUGGUGGUGGGAUCGUGCUGGCGCGCCUUCCAGGUGGAAAAUGGUCUGCACCUUCGGCCAUCGGGAUAGCUGGGCUUGGUGGAGGAUUUGAACUGGGAAUAGAGGUCUCGGAUUUGGUAAUAAUUUUGAACUAUGACAGAGCGGUAGAAGCUUUUGCAAAAGGUGGUAACCUGACACUUGGAGGGAAUUUGACUGUGGCAGUCGGGCCCUUGGGAAGGAAUUUAGAAGGAGAUGUCUCCCUAAGAAGCUCAGCUGCUGUCUUUACUUACUGCAAGUCAAGAGGCCUCUUCGCUGGCAUAUCUUUAGAAGGUAGCUGUUUGAUUGAGAGGAAAGAAACUAACCGAAAAUUUUAUUGUCAAGACAUUCGAGCUUAUGACAUUUUAUUUGGAGAUAUACCACGGCCUGCUGAAGCAGAAGAUCUUUAUGAAAUUCUCAAUUCUUUCACUGAAAAGUAUGAAAACGAAGGACAACGAAUCAAUGCAAGAAAAGCAGCACGGGAGAAGAAGAAGGGUUCUGCUAAAGAAUUGCCUUCAAAACCAUUGUCAAGACCACAGCAAUCGUCUGCACAAGUACAGCUGAAUCCUGGCUCUCAAAGUAACAGAAAUGAAUAUAAUCUCUAUCCUGAACUUUCCAGCUACCGUGAGAGAGUUGCCUUGCAGGGAAAAGUCACAACCCACAGUCCUGAGGCUCGAGUUGAAAACCCAUUGGAGCGGGACAUCUGGCGCCCCACAGCCUGUCCCAUGCCCACAGACGAGCUGCAGUUUUGCACGGGCAUCACGAUAAUUCUCCAGAUUGUAUGUACUUUUGCUUUGCACCCUUUGGAAGCUCCAAACCACCUAGUCAUCUGGCCUCUCGAUGAAACAAGCCUUGAGUGUCCACAGCCCUGUUUACUGGGGUUUUUUUGUAACUGAAGGCCUGUACCUCCUCGGUCAGCUUCCAUCAUCCUCUUCUCAUCCACCCUACGACUGUCAGUGACGCUUUGGGCACAGUGGACAGCUCUCUAUUGUGGGGCUGUACUGUGCUGUGCGGGUUUUAGCAGUACCCAUGGACUAAGCCCACUCGAUGCCAGUAGUACCCCCUCCCCAGGUGUGACAACCACAAAUGCCCCAGACUUUGCCUUUAGAGAACCGCUGGUCUGGUGGCGUCGCCUGGUAGCCUCAUCCGGCUCACUCGCCAUUGACCCUCACACUCCUACAGAGGACGUGGUCACCAAAGUUAUAGACGCCACACGUAGCCUGGAGGGACGUGGGUGCUAGGAUCAAGUCAGCCACCCGGCUCGUCACUGCAGUAAAUGUGAAACAAAACCAAAGCUGUGUUCUCUUAUUUCUGGUUGCUUCUUGAAGGGGACCUUCCAAAGGCUGAGAUUCUUCUUCUGAGUCAUGUCUUGGGCCAGAUGUGUUGGCUACAUAUGGGUUACAUUACGCAGGCUCCGCUGAGAAGUAAAAUAGCAGCAUCCCGUGGACGCAGACUUGCUAAUUAUGAGCCUCAGAGCAGCUGCCAAUCACCAAAGCUGAUUGUAAUCUGUUUCCUGUUAAGCGUAGCCCUGAUUUGGGAGAGAAAAAUAACCUCUAUUUGAAGUAAACUUGAAUGUUUUGAUGAAAAUGGUCAAUUGCUUCAGAGAUCCUCCAGAUUUUUUUGAGUGCAGGAAUAUAAAACUCGAAGGCAUAUAUUUCCCAGAAGGAAGGCGUCUGUGAACACUGGCUGCUAUAGUGACCCAGUGGGCUUUGCGUCCAUGGCUUCCAGGGUGGUCUCCCUUCCUGGAAGAACAUACCUCCUUGGCUCCCCUUUUCUGAUGAAGUAUUUUGUGGGCAUUAAACUUCUCCUUAUGGAAACUAUCACAAAUAUUUACAGUAAAGAGGAGCUUUAAGUCAUUUUGAGCUUAUUGAAGAACAAACUAGCACAGGGCAUGGCACUGAGUGGCCUGUGAACUGGUCCCUCCCGGGAGCACCUGCCCUUACUCGGGCCGGCUCACUCCUUUGUUUUCAUGUGAAUGAACUUUCCCAACAACCCCUCACCUCCCGACUCUCCUGCAUUCCUCCCAGGAGGUAGAGGGACUUGCCUGACUGGUGAGUUGGGUGAGGAAUUUGGCACACCUCUGUCUGCCUGUCUUAGCCACAUUCUUCACUAGCUCUACCAGCCAUGCCACCUCCCUCUCUGCCUCACCUCUGUUGGAAACCGGGUGGGAAGAGGAACGUUGACUGUUGGCCUCCUCGAGCCCAGCAGCACCACCUCGUCCUCUACUGCAACUCAGAACCACCUGCUUUGCCCUUAUACCAUCUUUCCCAUUGUCUUAUUUGGAAACCGCAAUUCAGAGGCAGUGGCAACCCCUGGUCGGGAGACAGGGAUUGAACCAAGUCUGUGAUCCCCUCUUUCUUUUCCUUAGGUCAUAAUAUCUUUCUUCCUCUAAUUUAUUCAUCAUAAAAUAUAUUUCUAAAACUGCUAAAAAAAAUUCAGUUAUCACUGAUUACCAGGGGUCCUCAGCAUCGGAUAUUCUUAUUAUUUGUGCAGUCUGGAUAACUCAGUGAUGCAGGAAACUAUACUAGUUCUCCUUGAAAGUCUGCCUAACAAAAGUAAAAUGCACUGAUGAAUCUAAGUUCAGUCUGUUGAAUGCAAUUUAAGACUCAUGGUUGCUGAGGACCCUGGGGUAUAAUCUCAAUAGUGAUUAAGAUUGCCUGGAGACAGACUGCCAAGAUUCAAAUCUCAUCCCCUUGGGCAGAUCACUUAACAUCUGCAAGUCUCAGGUUCAUAUUCUGUGACGUGGGGAUGCAGGAGCUGCCUCCCAGGAAGUGAGGAACGAGGGUGCUCGUCGCACUGCCCGGCUCAAGGAACAGGGGCUGCUCCUAUUAUAGCCCCACUGAAUGACACCUGUUAUCAGGGUGAUCACCAUUCCUCUGCAUCUUUGAUUUUGUAAUUAGUGCUACAACUGUGUACAUGUAUGGCAGCUAAGACGGCUAUGGCUUCCAGAACAUUCCCUGAUAUUCACAAGCACUCUUUUUUUACGUGCUUCUUUCUAUUAUCCGAAAUGUCUGGGAGACAAGAGGGGGAGGAGGAGUUCCUCGAGGGUGUUCAUUAAUUAAGUUCAGUUAAUUGAGAUUGAGCUUUAUAUAUAGAGGUCAUAAAUGUAAUUAUUGAUAUAGGAAAAUAGUUUUCAGAAUGAUUUUUUUCUUUAACAUUAACUUACAUUCUUCUGAUCUAAUCACAAUGAGGCAUAGCAUUUCUGCACGUCCCAUCUCAAUGUAGUGUUAUAGCUACUUUUCAAAGUACAUAGUAAUGACUGUUCAUUCAUAUGUGUUAGUAGUCAUUUAACUGGUUUUGAUUUUAUCCAGACUAUAUCAAAAUUUUAUUCUUUUGAUGACCCACUUUUAAUUUUAUUUCUUAACAGGUUAAAAGUAAGUACAGUAUAAAAUAUAAAAAUAUACAGAACUUUUCUGUUUUAUAGAAAAAAACUGUACCAGUAAUAUCGCUAAUAUAAUUAUAUUAGUUAUUAUUAAAGUUAUUUCUUUAGGAGAGCUCAACUACAUGGCACAUGCUUUAUUGAAAGAACUCUGGCGCCAUCUUGUGUGAGAUACACAUUCAGUGCUUCAGUAAAUGGAGUUUAACUAGAGUGUUGACUAUUUUCAUUUCUUACUAAUAGGCCAAGGUCACUUUAUUUUUUCUUGUUAUAGGCUCAAAUGAGUAACUGGAUUUAGAAUUUGGUUAUUUAUAUUUUCAGUACAACUGUACUGAGAUGCAUUUAACAAGCAUCUAAUUGCACAAAAUUAUAUGAAACAUGGAAAUACCAAAUUCCAUGUAGCUGAGUACCCAGAAAGUAUCUGUUUCUUUAUAUUUCUUAUGAUGCUACACAGUUUGUAAUAUUUAAUGUCUUUUACUCAUGUUACCCACUCAAUUCUCAAGUAUUUUUUUUCCCAAUAUGGUUUGAAGUUCUGGUUAAAUAUAUGUAGACAUGCUUCUUGAUGUGCUAAUUUGAAUUUCAUCUCUCUUUUGAGAGAAAGGAUCAAGUAAGUACAGAAAUGAAAACAGCCAUAAAAGCCUGGGGAAAAGAAGUGUCUACUGAUGAAACAGCAAAUGCAUCCGAGCUGUAAUCCUCAUUAUCAAUGACCACAGAGCACGGUUUUUACGGAUUUACUAUUGCCACUUUGUUCAUUGUUUUCUGGUUGUUUUGUGAUUCCUUUGUUCCUACAUUUCCCUCUUGCACCCAUUCUUUGUGAUUUGAUACUCUUCUGUAGUGGUAUGCUUAGAUUCCUUUCUCUUCAUCUUUUGUGUAUCUACUGUAGAUGAUACAAUCAAGAGCAUAAAUAUCAGCUUUUAUCUAAUAGCUAUAAUUCAUUGAAGCUACCAUGACUAUUCUAUCAAAAUUGGAAAAACAAUAAUAUUAUAGUUUAGUCAACAUUUAAACAAUUAUAACCACAGAUAUUUGCCAAACACAUAUUUAAGUACAUAGCAGUAUGCAGUUUGACUUGUGUGGAUUUAGGAAAUGUUAUUACCAAAUAUUUGCUCUUCACAAAGAAGAAAAGCGUAAGUUUAAUAAAGUGAUGAAAAUCACACAGACCAUGUGCUGUGAGUUCUGCUGGCCUCCGACAUCAGAAUACCAAGCCCUGAGUUGUUAAUUUAUAUCUUACCUACCCAUACUUCCAGUUUUUCUAAUAAAAAUGUGAAUAAAUACUUUU
This is a messenger RNA of Physeter macrocephalus (sperm whale), 4874 nucleotides long. RefSeq names its product SH3 and SYLF domain containing 1 (gene SH3YL1). The transcript has 10 exons. Gene Ontology annotation, molecular function: protein binding; phosphatidylinositol binding. Gene Ontology annotation, cellular component: ruffle membrane. Gene Ontology annotation, biological process: regulation of ruffle assembly. The record is from RefSeq and is a predicted model, not a curated record. NCBI's taxonomy places the organism in Eukaryota, Metazoa, Chordata, Mammalia, Artiodactyla, Physeteridae. The coding region runs from base 177 to 1118 and encodes 313 amino acids.